AACUGUGUUCUCCCUACCUAAUGUUUUUUGUUGGUGUUGCUAUUGUGGAUGUUUUAAGGAGAGCUGCUACAAGAGGAAUCUCUGAGCAGCAAGAAACAGAAGCAAUAAUUGGAAAAGAAUUCCUUCCUAUUUUAGAAGGGCAAGCUCUUUCAGCAAAACAGAGGAGGACAUAGGGAAGAGCUGAGUGACGGAAAGAAAGGUCCCUGACCAAGCCUUCUCAGAGCCUGUCUCCAUCUAGGAUGGCUUCCUUCAGAAUGCUGCUUGGGCUGUUGAUGGCCUUCUGUUUCACCUUCUGCCUCAGUCAUCGGAACCCAAAUGAGUUUGCGCUGACCAGCCUAGAGAAGAGCAGUACCGAAGAGCCAGAGAAAAAAGAAACCAAAGUGGAGGAGGAGAUGGAUGCCGAAGUCCUGGAGGUCUUUCAACCAACCCAUGAGUGGCAGGCCCUUCAGCCAGGCCAGGCUGUUCCUGCAGGAUCCCAUGUAAGACUGAAUCUUCAGACUGGGGCAAGAGAGGUGAAACUCCAGCACGAAGACAAGUUCCGAAAUAAUUUGAAAGGGUUGAAAAAAGGCAAAAGGCUGGAUAUCAACACCAAUACCUACACGUCUCAGGACCUCAAGAGCGCACUGGCCAAAUUCAAAGAGGGAGCACAGAGAGAGAGUUCAAAGGAAGAUGAGGCAAGGCAGGCUGAGGUAAAGCGGCUCUUCCGGCCAAUUGAGGAGCUGAAGCAGGAGUUUGACGAGCUGAAUGUUGUCAUUGAGACUGACAUGCAGAUUAUGGUACGGCUGAUCAACAAGUUCAACAGUUCCAGCUCCAGCCUAGAAGAGAAGAUUGCUGCACUCUUUGAUCUCGAGUAUUAUGUCCAUCAGAUGGAUAAUGCACAGGACCUACUGUCCUUCGGUGGUCUGCAAGUGGUGAUCAAUGGGCUGAACAGCACAGAGCCCCUCGUGAAGGAGUAUGCUGCAUUUGUGCUGGGGGCUGCCUUUUCCAGCAACCCGAAGGUCCAGGUGGAGGCCAUUGAAGGAGGAGCCCUACAGAAGCUGCUGGUCGUUCUGGCCACAGAGCAGCCCCUCACUGCUAAGAAAAAGGUCUUGUUCGCCCUGUGUACCCUGCUGCGCCACUUCCCCUAUGCCCAGCAGCAGUUCCUGAAGCUGGGGGGCCUGCAGGUGCUCAAGGGCCUGGUGCAAGAGAAGAGCACAGAGGUGCUGGCUGUGCGCGUGGUCACGCUACUCUAUGACCUGGUCACUGAGAAGCAGAUGUUUGCUGAGGAAGAGGCCGAGCUGACCCAGGAUGUGUCCCCAGAGAAGCUGCAGCAGUACCGCCAGGUGCACCUCCUGCCAGGCCUGCGGGAGCAGGGCUGGUGUGAGAUCACAGCCCGCCUCCUGGCACUUCCUGAACACGAUGCCCGUGAGAAGGUGCUGCAAACGCUGAGUGCCCUCCUGGCCACCUGCAGGGACCACUACCGUCGGGACCCCCAGCUCAGCAGGACACUGGGCAGCCUGCGGGCUGAGUAUCAGGCCCUGGCCACCCUGGAGGUCCAAGAAGGCGAAGAUGAGGGCUACUUCCGGGAGCUGCUGGGCUCCAUCAACAGCUUACUCAGGGAGCUGCGGUGAGGCUGCCACCCUGACACCGGGACUGGACUAGGACAUGCGAGAGGCCGGGCCCCAGCGCGGGUGGGCUCCUCAGAGGCCGUCAGGCAGCAGGGAAGGUUUGCCUUGUGGGGUGUGAGCUUCACCUGGGCAGGGCCCGCUUGGCUAUUAAACAAGAUGUGAAGGCCGCA
Molecule: messenger RNA, 1777 nt
Organism: Chinchilla lanigera (long-tailed chinchilla)
Lineage: Eukaryota; Metazoa; Chordata; Mammalia; Rodentia; Chinchillidae
Gene: Sil1
Product: SIL1 nucleotide exchange factor
Exons: 10
Coding region: 240-1610 (456 amino acids)
Source: RefSeq, a predicted model, not a curated record